This is a messenger RNA of Dentiscutata heterogama, 130 nucleotides long. The record is from the annotation of a GenBank genome assembly. Lineage: Eukaryota; Fungi; Glomeromycota; Glomeromycetes; Diversisporales; Gigasporaceae.
AUUUGAUAAAAAAUCAGAUGUAUAUAGCGUUGGUGUUCUUAUGUGGGAAAUAUCUAGUGGUUAUCCACCCUUUAAAGAUGAUGUUGAACAACAUCAGCUUGCAUCAUUAAUUCUAGAUAUUAAAGAUGGC